Messenger RNA from Asterias rubens (European starfish), 291 nucleotides. RefSeq names its product fibrinogen-like protein 1. NCBI's taxonomy places the organism in Eukaryota, Metazoa, Echinodermata, Asteroidea, Forcipulatida, Asteriidae. The transcript is spliced from 2 exons. The coding region runs from base 1 to 291 and encodes 96 amino acids. The record is from RefSeq and is a predicted model, not a curated record.
AUGUAUGAGAUUGACAUUGGCUUUGAUGGUGGUAACGCUGGUGACAGUUUUGAUUCCAAACGUUUCUCGGCGUUUGACAGCGACAACGACGACGACUCCAAGAAUUGUGCCAAAACAUUGGGUGCCGGUUGGUGGUUUUCUCAAUGUAAUGGAAUAACGAGUAAUCUGAAUGGUGUAUACUAUAACACAUCUAGGAGGUUCAGUGGCAAAGGGUACAAUGGUAUAUACUGGUCAACAUGGAUGGAAGAAAACCUUAAAGCAACCAAAAUGAAGAUAAGACAACUUAAUUGA